AUGGAGCAACCCUCCCAGAUGAGCGUCAGCGCUCCGCCUGCGCCUUCCAUUAAACGACCUGCAGCACCGAAGCUGACGUAUGAGGAGGUGCGGCGAGCGGCACGGUUGUCCGUUCUUGAGGAUUUCACCAGUCAACGGGAUCAUCGCCAACGUGUCGCCAGAGCAAGCGCUUUGGGAACUGAUGUACAUGUGAUUCCUGCUGCUGCGGGGGGCCCGCUUUCGAAAGAGGGGUCCACGCGGCUACUAAAGGAGCACACAAGCGCCUCAUGGAGCGUUUACUUGUAUCAGUGGAGUAUUUUUGGUCUAACCGGUGUUUCCUCCAUAUCUACUGCAAUGGGAUUCUACCUCACCAUUUACCACAAUCGCAUGUUCCUUCCGGUGGGACCGAUGAUGGCUGUUGUGACAUGGCGGCUUUGGAGCUCUUUGGAGUCAGCGUGGGAGGAGCAGCGGUUCAUUGAUAAUGCCGCGAGCAUACGCGAAUCGCGUAAAGGCAAUCCAAUGAAUUUAGUCGUUAAACGUGUAGUUGUAAACGAUGAGGAAGCCGAGGAACCUGCGGAGGGCAUGGUUUAG
Messenger RNA from Trypanosoma brucei brucei TREU927, 570 nucleotides. RefSeq lists its product as hypothetical. The transcript has a single exon. The record is from RefSeq and is a predicted model, not a curated record. The coding region runs from base 1 to 570 and encodes 189 amino acids. Lineage: Eukaryota; Euglenozoa; Kinetoplastea; Trypanosomatida; Trypanosomatidae.